AUGCAAGAGAAUGAGCAACACUGUGGACAUCCUGAGUGCCUUGGUGUGUGUCGACCUCUUGAGUUUCUAGUCGUUAAGUUAAAAUUGAAACUGCUCUUGGACAACCCUGCUUUUUGCUCUCAGCUGCUAAGAAAUUUUGAGGAGCAAUCGCUGUUUUCUGACAUCACCAGUGGGUCUAGCUACAGUUUCUAUUUUCAAAACAUCGAGAAGUGGUUCACUUUAGCCAGUAUACCUUACCGUGAGCUCUCACCUAAAUCUCGGUAUUCUGUGAAGUAUGUCAUCUUGUAUGCUUUGUGGUUCCAGCCUGGGAAGCCACCUAUUCAAGCUUUUCUUGACCCUCUCAUCCAGCAAAUUGGUGUGCUUUCAAGUGAAGGUGCUCUGUUUGAGACUGCUAGAGGAAUGCAGCGUUGUAGAGCUCGGCUUGUCUUGGUGACACGUGACCUCCCAGCUAGGGCAAUGCUACUGUGCAUGAAAAAUUUUAAUGGCAUUGCUGUGUGUUGCUAUUGUUACCAUCCUGGAAUGACUAUUGGAGAUGACCAUCUACAUCAGUACUGGCCAUACGAUGGUACUUUAGAGAGAAGAAGGCAUGAAUCUAUGAAACAAGAUGUUAUAACUGCAACUGCAACUAACUCAGCAUGUCGUGGUAUGCUUCCUGUGGUUUCUCCCUUAAUAGCAGCACCGGGUUUCAACAUGGUUGACAAUGUUGCAAUUGAUUAUAUGCAUGUAGUGUGUCUUGGCAUUGUUCGGGCACUUCUUGAUAUGUGGUUGACUCAACGAUCUGAAUCUUACUUUAUUGAUGAUAAGGUUGUGUUUCUGGAUAGACGCCUUCUUUCCAUAUGUCCACCAAUUGUUAUCAAUCCCAGUCCACACACUAUGAAGGAAUUCUAUACUUGGAAAGCUAAUGAGCUUCGCUUCUGGCUAUUCCAUUGGUCAUUGCCUGUCUUACGUGGAGUUCUCCCAACAGAAUACUUUGUCCAUUAUUCUUUGCUGGUGAUUGGUUGCCGAUUGCUUUGUUAAAGUUAUGUAUCAAGAGAGCAAAUGGAAGAGGCUCGUAAACUGCUGCUGAAGUUUUAUCAAAUUUACGAACUUUUAUAUGGUAUACACGUGUCUGGUAUUAAUUGCUGUGUUUAAGCUAUACCAUGCUGUGAUUCUCUGAUUCAUUGGAAUGAGUGCAUACAUCCUAAUACAUCUAUCUUAUCUUUUGAACUCUGAGCUUCUCUUUAUAUAUAGGCACGAAAGCAGUGAAAGUACACCUUCUGCAACAUUUUCCGGAUGUUGUAGAGAAGUGGGGUGCUUUGUGGGGUCAUUCCUGCUUUUGGUAUGAAUCCCUAAAUGGAUUUUUUAAAAGGUUUGUACACGGUACACGAUUUGUUUGCAGCCAGGUUGCAUCGAUUGUUAUGAUCAUUAAGACCAUUUCAGAUGUGCUACCAUCAGCGACUGACCAGCUAUUAGCACCACCUGUAGUUUGUUUGGCUACAAAAUUUGGACUGAUGUGUUAAUAUCAACGGUCUUCAUCUGGACGACAUCAUAUCUAUGUCAUCGAAAUGAAGUAUAUGAAGCUCGAUCUCUGUUGUGUGUGGCUUGACUUCUUUAUGAAUUUUUUUGAAUAGUUUGUUUAUAUACGACCAUCUAUUUGUGGUUUUUGUUAGGUCCCUUUCGAAGUGAAAGAUUCUGUGAAAGUUUUUUGUCUACAGGAUCUGUUUGUUGACCCAAUCAAUGUUGUUUUGAGGAGGCUUGGCAACGAGGAACUUUGUCGUGGUUCGCCUGUCAAAACUGUUGGGAGACUGAAACUAGCUUGUCAUGUGAUACAAUCAAAGAAAAGUCAGGCGACAAAGAAAAAUUCUUAUAAUGUCGAAUUUACCGAAUGUCAUGAAGAACAGCCGUUGUUUGGUUAUGUAUUACUCUUUAUCAUUUUUGGAUGUGAACGGUUUGCUGUUAUUCAACGGCUGAAUUAAAAUGGAGAAGUGGCCAUUAUUGCAUAAUGACGAUGACUGCAUGACUGAUGUUGUUGAUGCUUACAGGAAUCUUCGGGAGCCGAUCGGAAAGCAUUUACUUCCUUCUCGAGAGACUCGGGACCUGGUAGCAAUUCCUGUAGGAGACAUAACAGCUCGAGUAGUCUGUAUGAAAAUGUUAGGUUUAAGCUGUAUUUUUUGGGUCUCGAUUUCUUAACAUUAUCGAGUGUGAUCGAGUUGUGAAAUACUCAAGAAAUGGUCUUGAGCCGAUUGUGUGUGCACAUUAAACACUGUUAUUUUUCUUGCAAGA
Molecule: messenger RNA, 2262 nt
Organism: Corticium candelabrum
Lineage: Eukaryota; Metazoa; Porifera; Homoscleromorpha; Homosclerophorida; Plakinidae
Exons: 10
Coding region: 1-1017 (338 amino acids)
Source: RefSeq, a predicted model, not a curated record